Molecule: messenger RNA, 1283 nt
Organism: Cajanus cajan (pigeon pea)
Lineage: Eukaryota; Viridiplantae; Streptophyta; Magnoliopsida; Fabales; Fabaceae
Product: 2-hydroxyisoflavanone dehydratase
Molecular function (GO): hydrolase activity
Source: RefSeq, a predicted model, not a curated record
UCCCCACCAUUCCUAAACUCCAUCCUACCUUCUCUCUAUUCUCCAUUCUCUAGAGACCAUGGUUGCUAACAGCACCCUCAUUGCAGAAAUUCCCAACCAAUUCGGCAUUGCAAUUCGCGUCUUCAGCGAUGGCACCAUAGAACGACCCUUCAAUUCUCCUAUUGUCCCACCCACACUCCAUGACCCUCAAACAGGAGUCUCAUCCAAAGACCUUGUCAUCUCACACGACCCUUUAGUCUCCUUGCGCCUCUACCUUCCCAAACUCGACGACAAUCAAAAAGUUCCUAUUUUUGUCUACUUCCACGGUGGCGCCUUCUACUUCGAAAGCGCCUUCUCCAGAGUCUACCAUAGCCAUUGCAACACCUUCGCUUCUCAAGCCAAGGUUAUAAUCGCUUCCGUCGAGUAUAGACUCGCACCAGAGCACUCUCUCCCCGCCUGUUACCACGAUUGCUGGGAAGCUCUCAAAUGGGUCGCGUCCCAUUUUGGUGAAAACGCCACUCACGCAGAGCCAUGGUUGACUGAAAACGGUGACUUCAGCAGAGUUUUCGUUGGUGGUAACAGUGCUGGAGCCAACAUCGCUCACAACAUGGUUGUACGUGCUGGCUCCGAAGAUUUGCCUAACGGUGUUAAAAUACACGGCGCUGUUAUAACUCACCCUUUCUUUCACAGUUCGAGCCUCGUUGGAGCAGAAACGCUUAAGGGGGAAGAGAAUAUUAGUUAUUUAAUUUGGAACUUUGUGUACCCUUCUGCUCCUGAUGGGGUUGAUAACCCGUUGUUCAACCCGGUGGGUCCUGCUUUGGAUGAAAUUGGGUGUUCAAAGAUUAUUGUUUGUGUUGCUGGGAAGGACAGGCUGAGGGAGAGAGGGAUUUGGUAUCAUGAGGGUCUGAAGAAUAGUGGGUGGCAAGGGAAUUUGGAACUGUUUGAAGAGACUGAUGAGGGUCAUGAUUACCAGUUGCUCAAGCCUGAUACCGAAAACGCAACUAAAUUGAUUAAGCGUUUGCUUUCCUUUUUUCAGGAAUAGAAGAACAUAUGUUUCCUCUUCCGAGUGUUCAUGUCGUUUUGCUGUAUUGGAAAUACGUAGUUAACAAUAAGUGUGUUCCGCCCAUGUGUUUGCUUUAGGAUUUGCUCUCACAGGGUACGCCUGCUCAUUAUUGUUAAUUUUUAAUUUAAUGAUGAUGAUGUAUUAUUAUAUUUUAUUCUCUAAAAUAUAAUUUCCUUCUGAGUUGUGGGUGAAAUCCUUGCGUGUAAUUGGAUGGCCUUUUUUAUGAAUUGCUUCUUAUUGA